GCCCCCCCCCCUCUCUCUCUCUCUACCCCUCGCCCCACCCUUUCCGCCCCGCACCGGUCGUGGAGGAGCCCCACACCAUGGUCGCCGAUGUGCUGAUCGGCAUCCCGUAUGAGCGGGUCGCCGGUGUCCCCAAGUACCAGGCCGACCCGGCCAAGCGUCAGCCGCUCCCGCGCCGUCUCCUCGCGCGCCUGGCACAGGCGCACCACACGCGCAUUGGCGGGCCGCCGCUCUUCUUGCAGAAGGCCCUCGCUCCGACGCUCGACCAGCUGGCCUGCCCGCUGUGCACCGCCACCAUGACCUUCCUGCUGCAGGUGUACUCGCCGAUCGAUGACGAGCACCACCGCCUGCUCCAUGUGUUCGCGUGCCUGGGUGCCGGUUGCCAGAAGGCCGCCUCGCCCGGUGCCUGGCGGGUUUUCCGUUCGCAGAUCCCGCUCGCCGACUUCCGGCUCCCGGCUGAAGCGACCCCGACGCCCCUGGCCGCCAAGCCCCGUGCGGCGCCCCUCUUUGCGAUGGACGACGACUGGGGCGUCGGCGACAAGGAUGCCUGGGGCGCUGCCGGCGACACUGGCUCCCCUGGCGCCGCCGACAAGGACGCCUGGGGCGUCGGUGACACGGAUGCCUGGGGCACUGCCGGCAACAAGGAUGCUUGGGGUGGUAGCAAUGACGCCGCCCCUGCCCCCACCAACAACAAGAAUGCCUGGGCCACAGACAACAGCAAGGUCACCGGCUGGCCGGCGGGAGCCGCGGCCAGUCUGGCACCCGGCGCGUCGGGCCUCGAGGCCUUCGUGUCGCUGGACCACCCAUACGUCACCCAGUGCCACAUCCUCGACGGGGUCGCCGAGCAGCAGACCGGCCUCCUGGACAGCUCGGAUGAUGAGGCCGACGCACUUCCCCCCGGCCGUGCCCUGGGGAGCUUGACCAAGCACGAGCAGGAGCUCCUGCGUCAGUAUGAGGCGGAGCACGGCUCCAUCGACAAGCUCCUGGCCUCGGUGGAGAAGAAGGCUGCCAAGAGUGCGGCCGCCGCCACCGCCGCCGCCGCCGCAGCCCCGCCGGGGCCCGACACCGCCGGCGACGAGAAGGGCUCGAUCACCGAGGCCCAGGCCUCCUGGGUCGGUGAGCAAUAUGAGGUCCAAUCCUUCCGCGGGGUGGAUGACUCUCUGGUCCGGUUCCAGGCCGCGGUGGCCGCCUACCCCGGGCAGUCGAUCCGCUACUCCAACGGCAUUGACGGCCGGCCACUGGCCUUCUCCGACGAUCCGGCCCUGUCACCGGCCUCCGGCAGCGAGCAGUCCCCCCGGUGUGCCAACUGCGGCGGUGUGUCGGUCUUCGAAGUGCAGCUCAUGCCGGCCCUCAUCAGCCAGCUGGACCUGUGUGGCAAUCGCCUGCUCACGCCCACCGACGCGGCAGCCGCGCAACAGGCAGCUGCUGCGCCUGGCCAGGCCCCUGGGGGGCCGCUGCCUGCCGCCUUGGCCGAGGCGCUGGGCAUUGCGACCACCUCUUCCGGGGGCGGGGCCCCGGCGCGCCCCAAGCAGCAACAGCAGCAGCAGCAGCAGCAGCUCCUGGACUUUGGCACGGUGUUGGUUUACAGCUGCCUCGACAACUGCGAUCCCUCCCUGACGCACGACAUGCCGACCCACUCGCUCGCAGGGCCGGCGGUGCUGGUGCACCCGGACCUGUACUAG
This is a messenger RNA of Fonticula alba, 1679 nucleotides long. RefSeq lists its product as hypothetical. The transcript is spliced from 4 exons. The coding region runs from base 78 to 1679 and encodes 533 amino acids. Gene Ontology annotation, cellular component: cytoplasm. The record is from RefSeq and is a predicted model, not a curated record. NCBI's taxonomy places the organism in Eukaryota, Rotosphaerida, Fonticulaceae.